AUGGCGGCCGAGGAUGACAGUGAAUCAAUGAAUUUUGAACUCUUUUUAAGGGAUUUUCAUCACGUUAUAGACUACUUGGGAACUCAAAGAAAGUUAAUGGAUGCUCAUAUUGUAGACUACUUCACAUCAAACCACUGGGAAACUCUUCUACCGCUACAGAUUAGGAGAGAUUUGGAAUCGCUUUCACCGCUAGAACUCGCAUCUUUGCCAACAGCUUGUAAUGAUGAAUCCGAAAAUUUUGAUAAUGUUGGACACCAUCUAAAGAAUUUUCUCAACGAGGCGAAAAUGGCGCAGCUUAAAAGCUUUUCUUGGUUAAAAGACGCAAAGGAGUUUUCAAGUGAGUUCAAGGUUGAUUUUAUUUCACACAUCAUGAGUCCAAAGAAAUCAUAUGAAGUGGAAGUUAUGUCAGAUGUAGUUCACAGGAUGGCCACGCAGUCUAACGUUCGUAAGGUCAGUUUCAGCCUAGUAUUAAAGAAGCAACAGAUAGAAUACAUUGACACUAAUUGUAUCUCACUGAAUUGCAAGAAUGUUCUUAAUUCAGAGAUGCCAACCUCUGAAGACUGGCUGAAGACCUAAAAUCUGGCAUUGUCACCGUUUGGUAAAACACAUACCGAGAGAUGCCAACCUCUGGAAAUCUAAAAUCUGGAGACUCUCUCGUUUGCCCCCCGCCCCCCACUUUGAGUAUCAGUGACCAAUGCCCCCUGAGCCCGACCCCGCCCCCGAUAAGCACGACUCAAUCCAGUCCCUAAUUUAUCACAUGGGAAUGGCUUAGGACAUUACAUGAAGUCUUACAUGAUGUACAGACCCUCAUAAUUGGCUUUUAUGAUUCACGUAAUGCCAAAAUAAUCUUUGUUAGUGAUGAAAUAUGUGCCAUAAUGCCCCAGGAACCAAACUAUGAGUGAAAGAAAAUUGGAAUUUUGGGAAAAAAUUAAAGCACAGACCGGGAGAUUGAAUCGGAAUUGAAUUGGUGUUGAAUCCGGGAGACUCCCAGAUAAUCUGGGAGAGUUGGCAUAUCUGCAUACCUGUCUAACGAAUAUGCAAGUAUAUGUUAAUGUACCACAUUUGCAUAUACCAGUCACCUCUCUAAUCAUUUUAAAACAAAACUGAAAAACAAACCACAACAAAAAAAGUAGCAACAAAGAAAAAAAUGAUCACAUAAAAAUUCCUUUGUCACCAUAAAAUGGUACAUUAUUAUAAAUGUACUGUAAAUGAUAAAAUGUAGGCUUCAUUAAUGGUCUGAGUGUUAUUAUUUUAAUUUCCUAGAUUUUAGAUCUUGGCAGUGGGAAAGGCUAUCUCAGUCAGAACUUAGCAUUGCAGUAUGGAUUAAAAGUUGUAGGAGUUGAUUCUUCACUAAGCAAUACACAGAAUGCAGUGAAAAGAAAUGAGAAGCUUUUAAAAGCAUGGAAUGGGCUAGUGAAGAAAUCAUGUGGUGAAAAAUUAAAAAUGUCGAACAGCCAAUCUGACAAGGAAAUUAUGUUGGGAAACAGUAACUUGGACUCUUGCUCAAAAUGUCCUUGCAGUUUAUCAGUUAGUAUUGGCAAUGAUAAAAACUCUGGUGGUUUGGAACAGAAAAGUGACAUUGACAACAAACAAGAUCUGUAUUUUAAUAAACUGAAGAACAAUUUCACUGAUAAUGGACAAAUUCGACCAUUAUGCUCAAAACAUGAAACUGAUCAUAAAGAUAGUACAAUUUCUGUUGAUUCUUCAAUACCCUUGUCUUCUGAAUGUUUUGACAUGGAUACAACUUGUGACCCUUUAGUAUUUUCAAAAUGUGGACAACAUCAACACAAGAAUGUACUUGUGAGAAAUAUUUCUAGGGAUGAAAACUACUGUGAGAAGAAAGAGAGUUCAGAUCUACCUGCUAAUGGAGCGAUAACCAGUUGUGAACAGUCACAGAGUGCAAACUCCAAUUCUUUCCUACCUGUAACUGGGUUUGUUGAUCAGUCAUUUGUUGCCAGUGGAGAACUGAAAAGGCUGUUUGAUGAGCUGCUGUAUUCUCCUGAAAAUUCUUCUGCAGUAUCAAAUGGACUAUUCUUGGUUGGAUUGCACACAUGUGGUGACUUAGUUCCAAUGGCUUUGAGAAUCUUUGUCAAUGAACCAUCGGUGAAGUUGAUUUGUGUAGUUGGAUGCUGUUAUCAUCUUGUGUCACAACAAUUUGGUAAGAAUUCCCCUCUGCAGUUUACAGUAAAAUUAACAAUUUGUUUAGUAACUAUAAUUAUCCGUUCCAAUCUUGAGUUCUUUCACUUCCAAUUACCAUAUUGUCUCCAAUUCUGAUUGGUUUAAAUCUCUCUAGCUAAUUUCUUGUAACCAGUUAGAAUUGACCAUGUUUGGCAUUCCUUGAAUAAUGUGAUUGGCACAGCCAUUGAAUAAAUAUAAUAAAGAUAAAUAAUAAUAAUAAUAAUAAUAAUAAUAACAGUAAUAAUAAUAAUAAUAAUAAUAAUAAUAAUAAUAAAUUAUUGGAUGAUUGAUGUCAUACAAACACAGUGGCAGCCAGCUGUUUUGGCAGUACACAGCUUGGAAAGAUGGUAGAAUAUUGUAUUUUAAGAUUGUUAUUUUGUGACUUUGUUUCCUGAUAGUUUUGUUACACUAUGUGAAGUUACGUCACAGCUGUGUUACAUUUACAUCAAUGCGCUUGCGCAGAAUGAGUAUGGGGAAUAAAAGAACUAGAGCUGUUAUGUUCAGUGUGGCUUGUUUUAUUUAACAAUUUUGUCCCUGGACUUCCAAGUGACAACAAAGAUGAAAUAGCAAUAUUUUUGCAGACUCAAAAAGAUUGUGGGAAUACAGAAAAAAUGCCCCAUGCAGGUGUCUACUGCUUAUUUUUGUCCUGUAGAUGCUGAGGAACUGGUGAAUGUUUUUUCUACGAGGAGGUAGAGAUGUUAUGAGCAGGAUGUAAGGAUGUUACAUCUCAAUUUCUUGAUAAUAUAAUUCUCUGCAGGAUCUGAUGCUAACUGUGUCUCAGAUGAUCCAGGUUUUCCAAUGAGCCAGUUCUUAAAGCCUUUCAAACUUCAUGUGAGCAGAAAUGCUACUAUGGUAGCUCAGCAGGUAAACAAUGGGUACCAUUUAUACCAUUGAUCUCGAAUAUCCCUUGAAUUCAUGCAAGUUGAUAGUUUUUAGCCUGUGUAGCAAGCGUUUCUGCUUGAGUUAAUGCACAAAAGCUGGAACUACUAGAGCAGUAACUCAAGCACAAAUGCUUGCUGUGCAUGCUAGAUCAUUUUAGGCGUUGCAUUGACCUAUAUCAUGAUAUUGUAGUUUGUAAAUUUUCAUUUUAUCCUUUUAAGUAGUUAGAAUUUGUUUUUCCGAUAGUUAAAUGUUUUAGUCUGAUUGUAUUUUUAUUACUUUUUUUGCCUUUCUUAGUAGUCUAGCCGUUUUAGCCUUUUAACUUUAUAACUACCACUAGUUUUUUAGAUUUGAUUGUUAUUGGUAGUUUUAAUAUUAUUUAAUCUCAGUCAGAGGACCUCCCUGAAAACCGCUUUAUGUGGUGGGAAUUUCCUCUAUAAAGAUUAUUUUAUUAUUAUAUUAUUAUGAUUUAUUGAAUGCAAUUGAUUUUGAGUGGCUUACAAUGUAGUUUUGAUUCUAAUUAGCUUAAUGUUUGUAAAGUAUAGUUCCCCUGUUGGUAUAAAAUAAUGUAGGCCUUUUAUGGAAAAACAAUUUUAGAAAGGGCUAGAUACUUACCAGUAAGGAAAUUUGUCUUAAUUGAUUGUUUGUAUGUGACAGUUGCACAACAAUGUUAGUAUGAUUAGCUGAUAAUCAACUACACUUCAAAAUGUACAGAAUUUAAAUGAGAAAUAAUUAUUAAAUAGGUUUACUUAAAAUAAUAAUUGAAGUCAUUAGGUGAAUGAGAUAUACAGCAAGAGAACUUUUAACAAUGAAUAUUUGAAUAAACUAUUAAAAUAUUUCUUCUUCUGCAUUAACAAUUUUUUAACGUCAUUUUCUUUUGUUACGAGACUUGUUUGUUUAAUACAGUGAGCAGUUUUAAGCAGGCCAUUGUUUGUCUUUCAGGCAGCAGAUAGAAUUUCUUCUGAAUCAAAGGUACUUUUUUUUAAAAUUAAAUUAACACUGGGGUUUAACUUUCAAGCAAAAGUAUGUCUUGUACUCACUUAAUUUGUGCCAAAAGCUAUUGUCUGAGUUAGAGUGAAUGAAAUAGGUCACACAUACAAUAUUUUUAACAGAAUAUUGCACAUUGAAUUUACACAUUUAUGAGCCUUGCUCUCCAUCCACAGAGUGCCCACCCAUACAGUGUUUGAAGGCCAUAGCCGAGAUUGUGUUGGGGUGGGCGGGGGAGGGGGGGCAUCUCUUAUCUGACCUAAUAGGGUGUGUGAUGCUGAUCAGGGUAUGGAGUUUAGGAUCUUGAGUCCUACAACAGAGUAUUCAGUUGCAUCAUUUACAUUUAGCAUCUUGAACAGGGUGUCUUUUUGGACUGGAAGGCAGUGUAAAGAGGUGAUGACCUGUAUUUAUUUGUGGUGCCAAGUAUUUUUUUUACAGAAAAAAAAAUUAAUGCCAUGAUUUCAUUUUGAAAAAAAAAACACCUAAUUCUGUAUGCAAAGCAAAAUGAAUCAAGGUCACAGAAUAAGGCAUCCAAGUAUUUUAAACAGGGUAUAUACCUAGACACUAUGUCUAUGAUGGUUGCAUUUCUCUCAUGCAGAUUUAGUAUCAGGAUAACUUUUGUUUCAUUUUCUGGUCUUUAGGUUCCUCCUCCUAGUGUUCUGUUCAGAGCAAUCUUACAGGUGAAUAAAGUCAACAUUAAUUUGUUUUUGGUUUGUCUUAAAACUUUAAUCACUUUAAUUACUGUAGUCUUUGUUCUACCUCCCCUGAAGCAGACAGUUGACACCCAUACCCUUAAAUGAAUGCUCUCUGGUUUCAGUAAGUGUCUGCUUACUGUAUGCAGAAAAAAAAAUGGUUAAACUACCUUAAUACAGUAAGCAUAUAUUAAUUAUUUAAACCAGCCAGCUGUUGCUUAAAAAUGUGUGAUGUAUGAGGUCAUACAAAUCAUCCUUAGUGUUUAUUUAUCAGAGGAAAAUGUAACUUUAUACAAACCAGAGAAACAAACGUGUACACUGUACCUGAUAAUGUAAAACUUCAUUAGCGUUCUAUUUGAUCUUUAAAGGUUAUUUUAAAGGAAAAGUUUGGCUUGGAUGGCAGGUUUGUAAGCUUCAUAUUGUACUUAAACACUUUUUUGUUAAAAAGCUAAGAGUACGUGUAUACUAGAUUAAACAUUUAACAGAACUGUUUGACACAUGUAAAUAAGUACUCUUUCAUCAUGUUAUUAUUAUCAUUAUAAGUAGUAUCAUUGUCCUUAUCAUUUUUAUUGUCCUCCUCAUCAUCGUCAUUAUUAGAUUACCCAAUGGGCGGCAUCGUUAGCGUGAGCAAAGUUUGGCAGAGGAGCUGCGAAGCCGUGCAGAGAAUAAUUACCUCGGGAGACUUCGCCACCAAAACUCUCACACGUGAAAAAACAAUUCCUCUAGCUAUGUAGGCUACUAUAUUGUAUAACUUUCCUUCUAUGAUUAAACUAUUUUCAGGGGAUUGCAUGUUGGUAAAGCUGGCUCAAAAUGCAAAACCUUUAAGGAGUAUGUACAUAAAUGCUUGAACAAGCUUGGUUUGCAGGACCGCAUUUGCGAGGUUUGAACUUCCCUUUAGAUUGUUUGUUUGUCACCUAUAUCUAAAUGUUUUGCCAUUGUGAUAGUUAAUGUCUUCUAGUGAUGAUUAUGCGCCAUACAUUAUAUUGGUGGUUUUUGAUCGUAACUCUGUAGAAAAGUAAAAAUAAUUGUCACAUACGGUAACAAACAGUACAUAUUACCGGUGCUGCACACUGUUUAACUCUCUUUGCCUGAAUUUAUAGUUGUCAGAUGAAGAAGUUGAACUAUAUCAUGAAAGAUUUAAAAGUCACGAAAACCAGCUGCAUGCUUUUCACCAGGUUAGUUCUCUUGAUAUUUUACCUACCGUUUGACUAGCAUGAGUUCCUCUUUCGAAAAAAGGAGUCUGUUCGUAGGUCAGCAACUAAAUUAACCAGUUUGUGACAAGCAACAGUUGUCACCUGGGACAUGUACUCUACGACAAAAGAAUUUGGCCGCUUCAAAUUCGCCCCGUGUAAGGGAAUCUGGGAAAUUUUUUCUUGCUGAAUUUGAAAUCCUGGGCUUUGGAAUCCGGAAUACAGCUCAAGGAAUCCGGAAUACCCCUAACGAUUAGAAUCCGUCGUCCAAGUUCCACUAAAUAAGACUGGAAUCCAGAAUCCACAGCAUGGAAUCCAGAAUCCAGUUCUAUCAAAUGGUGAUUUUAUUACAAUUGUUACCAAUAGCGGGCCUGUUUUAAUCGAGAUGAAACAUAAUAUUCCAGGAAUCUUUUCCUCUUGAUGGCGUCUCUUCAUCUAGUUUUUAAGACAUCCUAUGAACUUGUGGUGGAGUAGCCUGAGAAAACAGCCAACAUUUCAUGACGCCAUCACGAGUACAGAAAUUCCAUACUGAUGACGUGUUACUACCCAGAUCUUGGUAGUGCUUCUGAUAGGUUGAAGUAAAUUUCUCAUGCAGCAUGACCAAUCAGAAGUACUAUCCAGAACUGGAUAGUGACGCAUCAUCAGUAUGGAGAUUCUGCGCUCGUUUCUCAGAAGCCAUAUCGCGGGGAAACCAGUAGUGGUGUCGCGAAUUGUCGGCUUUUUUGUCAGGCUUAAGUGGUGGAGUGUUGUGUAAAUUCUCCAUCUUUUCUAUUUGACAGCUGAGGGCGGCAAUUGCCCCGUGCAUUGAGAGUGUGUUUCUCCUGGACAGGUUGUGCUACUUACACGAAGAGGUACUUUUUUACAUCCGUCAUCUGGAUUCUCUGUAUUUGUUUAUGUCAUGACAUAACGUCUUUUUUUAUGAGAUUUUGUUGCGUUUUUUUGUGAAAACAAAUUUUGAAAUUAUUUCCCUUCAUUCAUAUUUUGUUUGUUUGCCUUUAUUGUGCGUUUAUUUUUCUGUUAGAAUCACAACAUUAUACAUGUAGCAGGAGCUAUAAUCGCUUAUGGCUCCUGACUAUAGUUGACAUACUUUUACGUUUUCUUGGCUUUUACUUAUCGUCUCUUGAAAUAUCUUUCUCAUCAGGGUUUCAAGUCAGCGUCUAUUGUCAGGUUAUUUGAUCCUGUCAAGUCUCCAAGAUGCUACGCAAUCAUUGCAACUAAGGAAUAAAAAAACACAAGACUUGUGUCAUGACGUCAUAAAUCC
Messenger RNA from Porites evermanni, 7187 nucleotides. The record is from the annotation of a GenBank genome assembly. NCBI's taxonomy places the organism in Eukaryota, Metazoa, Cnidaria, Anthozoa, Scleractinia, Poritidae.